Messenger RNA from Momordica charantia (bitter melon), 1277 nucleotides. RefSeq lists its product as uncharacterized. The record is from RefSeq and is a predicted model, not a curated record. NCBI's taxonomy places the organism in Eukaryota, Viridiplantae, Streptophyta, Magnoliopsida, Cucurbitales, Cucurbitaceae. Gene Ontology annotation, cellular component: cytoplasmic microtubule. Gene Ontology annotation, biological process: microtubule cytoskeleton organization. Gene Ontology annotation, molecular function: microtubule binding.
CUUCCGCGGUUGAUCGCCAUUACCCAGUUGUCUAAUUUGAUCAUCUUUCUCUGCCAUGUCAGAGAAAGCUCUUAAAGCACUUAACACAGUGCCUGGAUUGGAAGGGAACAGUGAAAGUUCUUGUAAAGGGGAUCUUAGUAAACAAGGUAUAGGAACUGCUAAUGGGAAUGUUGAAGAAUUGAAGAUUAAAAGCUCUGCUUCUAUCAGACCUCAAGUAAAUGGUGAAAAUAGUAAUCCUGGUGCUGAGAUUGGUAGUUCAGAAGUAGAAUACAUUGAAUCUGAGAAUUUGGCUGAUCUAGAAGAUGUUUCGUCAAGCCUUAAGGUGCUCUUAGCUGGACUAGACUCCAAAGACUGGGUUUUGGUCUGUGAAGCACUGAACAAUACGAGAAGACUAGCAAUAUAUCACAGGGAAGACAUGCUUGAUAUGCUGGGAGAUGUGAUUUCACUUUUGGUGAAAUCAAUGAAAAAUCCUAGAAGUGCUGUAUGUAAAACUGCACUUAUGACAACUGCAGACAUUUUCAGUGCUUAUAAUGACAAGAUGAUUGAAUCAUUAGAUCCCAUGCUGGUGCAGCUUCUUCUGAAGUCUUCCCAAGACAAACGUUUCGUGUGCGAAGCGGCUGAGAAAGCUUUGGUAGCAAUGACUUCUUCGUUUUCCCCUGGUUUAUUGCUACCAAAACUGGAACCAUAUCUUAAGAAUCGAAACCCACGAAUUCGAGCCAAGGCUUCAAUGUGCUUCUGUCGAAGUGUUCCACGACUGGGUGUUGAAGGGAUAAGAGCAUAUGGGAUUGACAAAUUGAUCCGAACAGCGGCAUCCCAGCUUAGUGACCAGCUUCCUGAGUCAAGGGAGGCAGCUCGAAUCCUCCUUUUGGAGCUGCAAUCUGUGUACGAGAAGUUUCCCGACCUCCCAACUGCGACACCUGAAGAUCCAGAGAAGGGCUCUUGGGAAGAUUUUUGUCAGUCAGAGCUGUCCCCUUUAAGUGCACAAGCUGUCCUUCGUGUCACGAAUGUUGCCCGGGAAGGUAUUGUUUCGAGUUCUUGAUGCCUAGUAAUGUUGAUAAUAUUGAAACUUCAAAAUGUACCCCAUCGUCCUCGAACCUCGAGCUUUUAGCUGCUAGCGUAUAGGCCAUGAUAGCUAUUAUUCUUUCUUUUCCUUCUGGGUUGCUCUGUCAGAUUUCCUUGUAAAUUCUUUGAAACUUUUGAGGUACUGACAAUACGUUUGAAGCGUGUAGUUUUUGCUAUUUCUGCUUAUAGCUUAUAGUAAGUGCAAUAUUCUUUCA